This is a messenger RNA of Pogoniulus pusillus (Red-fronted tinkerbird), 3618 nucleotides long. It is a transcript of the gene ADORA2A, whose product is annotated as adenosine A2a receptor. Bases 587 to 1897 code for a protein of 436 amino acids. NCBI's taxonomy places the organism in Eukaryota, Metazoa, Chordata, Aves, Piciformes, Lybiidae. Gene Ontology annotation, biological process: G protein-coupled adenosine receptor signaling pathway; adenylate cyclase-activating G protein-coupled receptor signaling pathway. The record is from RefSeq and is a predicted model, not a curated record. Gene Ontology annotation, cellular component: plasma membrane. The transcript has 3 exons. Gene Ontology annotation, molecular function: G protein-coupled adenosine receptor activity.
CCGGCGCGGGCGGAGGCGAGCGGCGAAGCGCCCGAGGGCAGGAAGCUGCAAGUGAAGAAGUUGAACCUCUGCUGCUUCAGCUGAAGAGAGUAUUUCCCAAGUCUGAGCGGGAAAAGGUGAAAAGGGAAGUGGAGGAUGUUGCUGGUAGGUACGACUGUGACAGGAAGCCAUGACCAGCAGUGUGAUUGUCAACAGGAAACAAGAGGUCCCAGCUGAGGUGAUGCUGCCAUACAACAGACUCCCUGCGGCCUGCUGCCUGAUGGACUUUGUGGCCUGGAGAGCAGUGUCUGUCGUUGGAGAGACUCUCCUGGUCCCUCAUCUGCUGGAGUCUGAAUUGCUCUGCAUCUGGUUAAUCUGCUUUGCUGGAGCUGGCAAGCUGUGACACUUUUUCCUUGACACCUGCUACUGUAAAGAUCUUGACCAGCCAUGAGGAGAAAAGAGUCCCUGUGAGCAGCCUCCAGCAGCUGGCAGCUGAGUGCUCUGCAGCCUCCAGGCAGCUCCGAGGUGUCUUGGCCCUUGGGUGCUCUGCAGAUAUGAACGCUGAGCUUUCCUGGCACCUUCUCACGUUGGUCUGGUCGCUCUCACCAUGCUAGUACAUGGGAAAGAAGACUUCCUGUCAGACAUAGCUUACAUCAUCCUGGAGCUGGUCAUUGCGGUGCUGGCCAUCCUGGGCAACAUCCUGGUCUGCUGGGCAGUCUAUCUCAACAGCAACCUGCAGAACGUCACCAACUACUUCGUGGUGUCGCUGGCUGCUGCCGACAUCGCCGUGGGCGUGCUGGCCAUCCCCUUUGCCAUCACCAUCAGCACUGGUUUCUGUGCCUUCUUCUAUGGCUGCCUCUUCAUUGCCUGCUUCGUCCUGGUCUUGACUCAGAGCUCCAUCUUCAGCCUCCUCGCCAUCGCCAUUGACAGGAUCAUCGCCAUCCGCAUCCCCCUCAGGUACAAUGGCCUGGUGACUGGCUCUCGGGCUAAGGGCAUCAUUGCCAUCUGCUGGGUGCUGUCUUUCAUCAUCGGCUUGACACCAAUGCUGGGGUGGCACAAUCGUGCCCAGAUCGAGGAGCUGGGUUCCAACAGGUCCUCUCCCAUCAACUGCAGCAACAGCAUGGUGGCCUGUCUCUUCGAGGCAGUGGUCACCAUGGAGUACAUGGUCUACUACAACUUCUUUGCCUGCGUGCUCCUGCCCCUGCUCCUCAUGUUCGGGAUCUACCUGAAGAUCUUCAUGGCUGCUCGGCGGCAGCUGAAGCAGAUGGAGAACAAGAUGGUGCACGGCGAACGCUCCCGCUCCACCCUGCAGAAGGAGGUCCAUGCGGCCAAGUCUUUGGCCAUCAUCGUUGGGCUGUUUGCCGUCUGCUGGCUGCCACUGCACAUCAUCAACUGCUUCACCCUGUUCUGCCCGAGCUGCGCCCACGCGCCGCUCUGGCUGAUGUACCUGGCCAUCAUCCUGUCCCACGCCAACUCGGUCGUCAAUCCCCUCAUUUACGCCUACCGGAUCAGGGAGUUCCGCUACACCUUCCGCAAGAUCAUCAGCCAGCACAUCCUGGGCCGCAAGGAGCCCUUCCCGGCAGGAGCAGCCGGCUCCAGGACUUCCACGCCCGGCGGGGACGCGGAGAACGCCAGCAUGCGGCUCAGCCAGUACGCGCUGGAGCUCUACCCCAACGGAGAGCUCCACGGCGAUCCCGAAAAGCAGGACCUGAACAAGUGCAAAGCUGCCUCAGAAUGGCACCAGAAUGGAAACGCUCUGGACAUGGAGACAAACGGGCACCUCCCACACUCCUGCAAAAAUGGGAUGCUCUCGGAGGCAGGCAGGACCAGGGAGCUUCCCAGUGAAGAGCUCCUCGACGCCCAGCUGCCGUACUCAGAGCUGGAGAGAGCAGCCCUGGCAGCAGCUGAUGUGUCCUGAUGAGACUUCCAAAGUCUUCCUGGUAGAAUCUUGGUUUGAUUUUGUUGGUGACCUCUGCCGUGGCAGAAAGGAAAGCUGGGGGGCGGGAGGAGAGGUGUGUAUCCAGAUCGCUGUGGAGAAAGGGGUCCCUGGCCAGGACUGUUGGGUUGAUCCUAAUCCUAGACUGGACAACAGCCAAGAGCCCACUGAAAUGGACUAAGGAAGGAGGGACACCUUACCCACCAGUGGCCUGUCACCAAGAGCAGUGCCAAGGUCGAAGGUGGCAUUCCAAGUUCAGCACUGGUUGACCUGCUGAUGCAGGCCACAUCCUCACACUGCCUGUGCCCUGUGCCUGUGCUUGCGUGUGGGGCUCGCUGCCUGCCCCUAGGAACAAAAGCCUAGGAGCCGCCAGCAGCAGCAGGGAAGGGGCCUCUUAGUGCUUUGGCCCUGUGACAAACAGAAGGGGGAUAGCAACAUCUGUUGGUCAGGAUGGAUGCCAGCAGCUGCUUGGAGAGGGAAGGGAUUUACCUUCGGGUACCUCCAACCAUGGCAUUUUGUCUUUCAGUUCACCUUUUUAAGGCUGAUCCUGCAGUGGGCUGCUGGAAUGGGUUUUGUGUCUGGAGGAGUUUAUGUUAAGGUAUAAGAGAUGGGCAAGAGCUCAGAUCCGCUCCCUGGGCACUCAAUGCUCCAGGUGCACAGGGCAGAUGUAACCUAAAGCUGCCCACUUGGUCUGACAGAUGAUGGGAGCAGAGUCUGUCCUAUGGAUUUGCCUCAGCAAAAGGGCUGUUAGCAGGGCUUGGUGCCAGGCUUUGGUUUGUCUCACCAGGGUGGUCAUGCCCCGAGGUGCUGUGAGGAGCUGUGGGGGUGUGAGCUGUCUGUAUGCUUGUGGGCACUGUCUGCUUGUCUCUGUGCUUGCCCUCCUGAGCUCCUAGAAUGCAGAUUUGUUCCAUGGCCCCAGAUCUGUGUGAGGAGAGCUCAUUUUCCUAAUUUUGGUCAUGCUGCUCCUCACUCCAGAGGCUCUGGGAUUUUCUUCCUUCUCAGUGUGGGGAGGAGCACCCCCACACCUAAUGCCUGUCUUGGAAUUGCAGUGAGCUCUCUUCACGCCUCUUUCCUUUUGGGGUUGCAGGUUUUUUCCUGGUGUGCUUUACUGCGGAGCCCAAAGUGUCCCUGUGGUGCAGAGGCCAGGAGAGCCGGGCCUGUCUGCUUAGCAGAUGCUGCUUCUCUGAGAAGCUGAGAGGUGGCAGUGACAGCAGUCAGCUUAGAAGCUGCAUCAGGCUGUCAGGGAGCAGGCAGAUCCGCGCCGCAGCCAGCAGGUGCACUGCCGAGGUGCGUUGUGGAGGUGCUUCACAGCAGCUUGGUUCUUUCCUGUGGUACUUAGGAAGCCUCGUGGCCCAAGCACAGCAGAAUGGCACAGCAGCCUCCUGCUACCUAAACACUGUCUGGAGGUUGUUUUCCAGACAGUCCCUGUCCAACACACCAGCCCUCAGGAGAGACAGGCAGUGAUUGUCCUGCUGGGAAACUCAGUGUCUGCUAAUUCGAGGGAUCUGAAGCUUAUUGCCUAGCUGAAAGCAUCAGAAAUAUCUUCACCCAAACCUGCCUCCUCUUCCUGUCUCUGCAGUGGCCUUUUUCCAUGGUCUCAUCUGCAGGGAUGGAAGAGCAGACUGGAUCUGAGUGUUCUCAGCCCAGGUUUGGUUUAUAUAUUGAGCACUAUUCCAGUCAAAGUCACUCCACUCUUUGAGGAG